Messenger RNA from Penaeus vannamei (Pacific white shrimp), 1455 nucleotides. NCBI's taxonomy places the organism in Eukaryota, Metazoa, Arthropoda, Malacostraca, Decapoda, Penaeidae. The record is from RefSeq and is a predicted model, not a curated record.
UAUGAGGCAAGAUUAUUGCAAAACUCUAUGUAUUCUUCACGUUAAAUUUGGGCUUAGCUAAUGUGAUGUAAAAAAUUUUUAUGAGUCAUUUUCAUUAUGGUCCGAGCGUCAGUGUUUAUACGUUUAGUUUUUGGUUGUGAAGAUUGCAAAAGAAUAUAUAUUUAUGAUAAAUGGCUAAAUAAUCGUACCAUGAUUUUGUCUUAUUUAAAGGGUAACCAAUAGCAACGUGUAUUUAUCCACAAAUAUUUACGCAGAAAAUCUAUAAUACGGAUAUCUACAUGUUUAUAUAUUAUACGUAUACAUCUAGACAUGCAAAAAAAAGCACACGUAUGCACUUUACAUUCCCAUUGUUCAUUUUCCCCAUUGCCUCACCGCUCGGACAUACGAAUUGCGCGUACAAAAACGUUUGGGCGUGUAAAUAGCUCGAACUCCUGUCACUUUCUUAGUUCCACUGGCACACACUGGGUAAACAUGGAACACCCACUGAGUCUAGACGAGACAUUAGCUGGCAUUGCCAAAAUUUUUGAAAAAAGACUUGGAAAAGAAUGCCCAAAGACACUGCUGUCAUCAUUAGUGCAGAAUGUAGAAAAAGCAGAAAUGAGUGAAGAUGUUAUAUCAAUGUUAGACAAAAAAAUCAAAACAUGGAUUGCGCAAAAUAAAGUCAGCCUUAUAGACGCAGAUGUGCCUUCUACAAUUCUUCCCUUUGGGUACACAGCAAGCCUUGUCGAUGUAAAAGUUAAAUCUCGGGGACCAGAUGAUACAAUAUACAAGAAUAAUCCUGAGAUUCGUAGCAUGAUUCCUCGAGGGCUUACGCUGAUACAUUUACAUGGUCAGGAAAAAAAAUUUGAUGUCAUACUUUAUGCCAACAAAAAGUUUACUGGUGGAGUGGGGGAUGAAGAUGAAAGUCAGCCAGAAAAUGAUGAUAGUUGGAGAGAGUACUGCUUGGCUCCACCUGAGACAGCUACUGACUUGAUCUGUAUGACAAAACUAAAUGGAGAAGCAGCUCAUUUUAGUGGAAGAUUUUUGUGUGGUCAAUUCUACAUAAUCACUGGCAGUAAAAAUGUUCACAUGAUUUUAAAGAACAAGGAUGAGAUUGAUCUGUAUGAAGGAAGCAGGUACAGUGUAGCCAAGGUUAUUGCAAGAGCUGUGUUUGAGGCAUUAGAAAAGUUAGAUCAAGAAUCCCGCCACCUGGUUUACAGUCUUCUUCAUCACACCAAAAGUACUGUUUUAAGUGAAAUUCUUCAGCCUAAACAUCAGCACAUUGUAAACUUAAGCUCUAUAGAGAAACCCGGGAUAAAUGUCAUCAUGCUCACACCAACUUUUAUAGAUGAAGAAGAGUCAAGCUUGACAGCAUUUCCUCCUCACCAUAUGCUGGACAUGAUGGGUGCUCUAGGCUUUACAUGUACGCCUUUUAUGGUUACCUCUCCAGAUACAAUGCCAGAGCAAAAGGAAAGG